Messenger RNA from Cuscuta epithymum, 1492 nucleotides. NCBI's taxonomy places the organism in Eukaryota, Viridiplantae, Streptophyta, Magnoliopsida, Solanales, Convolvulaceae. The record is from the annotation of a GenBank genome assembly.
ACCAGGGUUAAGGUGCAAGCUGUUCGGCUUAUUUCCGAUAUUUGUUCGUAGUUUCCUGAUCCGCAAGGCAUCACCUCUUGCUGCCUGCUGCCUUGUAGGCCCAAGGCUGAUGUAACUUGUUCGUGUUAUCAUCCGUGUUCUUCCUGAUCCGCAAGGCAAUCACCUCUUGCUGCCUUGUAGGCCCAAGGCUGAUGUAACUUGUUCGUGUUAUCAUCCGUGUUCUUCCUGAUCCGCAAGGCAAUCACCUCUUGCUGCAAGACAGUUUCACAAUUUGUGUAGUGUCUGCCAUCUUCCAAGCCCAUAAUUCCGAUGCAUACCGUCGGUUUUACCGUCCGGGGUCAUCCAUAUCAUGAGGUUGAGAUGUCCAUCCUGGACCAUUGAAAAUAAGGCUCCCAAUUCGGGUCUCCCCCUUAUUCUCUGCCAAAAUGGAGACUCGCCUCUUGGUUACAGCUCGGGUUCCACCACAAUAAGGUUCGGGCGAGCUGUAUGGCCAAGGCAAGAUUUUAAGACCAGAGUCCCGAUCCCCCGCUCGGUCACCCUAUGACUUCGGAUGCCGCCCGGUUCGUCCUACUCAAGAUCUUUUACACCAUCUCCCAAGCUGAGUCCGGGCUUGGUUAACCUGCAUCUUUUUUUUUUUUUUUUUUUUUUUUUUUUUUGUGCUGAGAUGGUGGCUCCCCAUGGAUCGAGACAAGUGGUAUCUAUCGAUCGAGGUGAGACUUUAUGGAAUGUGAAGAUGCCUCCUAAGCAAAUAAUGUCGUGCUGUGGGGCUGAUCAUGAUAUGAGGAACAUGAAUAAUCCAAGGGUCUUGCGAGUGCCCUCUGCUCAAGGACAAUGGCAGCAACUGCGGCAGCGGUCCACAAAAUGUAGCCAUGCUGAAAGUCAAGCAACGGUCCUCAUCCGCGCAGUGCGGGGACGAGGCCGGUCUUCAAAUAUGAUAAUGGCACCGUACCAGAGGGUCGGUGGCCAUGUAAUGAGGUCGCCACUGGGGGCUGAUCGGAACAGAACUAGCAACGGUCCUUAUCUGCACGAUGCGGGGACAAUGCCGGUCUUCAAAUAUGAUAAGGGCACCGUACCAAAGGGUCGGUGGCCAUGUAAUGAUGUCGGCGCUGGGGGCCGAUCAGAAACAAAUAAUCAACGGUCCUCAUCCGUGAGGAGCAGAAAUGAGGCCGGUCUUCCAAAUGAUCACCAUGCCGAGCCAGAAGAGUCGGUUGUGGUGAGAGGAAAGUCGGCGCUGGGAGGCCGAUCUGUAAAUCCGAGGGUCUUACAGGCGCCCUCAGCCCAUAAUGUUGCUCUAGGUGCCGAACGGCGAAGGCCGGAUUGCCAGUCAGGUAGCGUAAUCUGAAAGCUCGUGUAUCGUAUAGUCCAUAGAACUUCCCUUCAUGUGUUGUGACAUCUAUACAUUUGUAGUCUCUUCUUUUCUCAAUUGUCCAUGAUUCCUUCUACACACUAGUAACCUCACUCUCUCUCUCACUCCUUUUUUUUUUCCUUUCUU